AUGGAUGAAUACGAUGAUCCAAUUGGAAGCACAAGAGCUCAAAUGUUACAACAGAAAUAUUACCAUGGAAAGCUUACGCGUGUUCGAGCGGAGGAACUUGUUCGAAAGAGUGGCGAAUUUUUGGUGAGAGACUCAAUCUCGGCGCCUGGCGACUACGUAUUGACAACGAAACACGGUGAUCGUGCUCUUCACUUUCAAAUCAAUUCCACGAAAUUACCCACAGGGAGAAUCGUUUACCAUUUUGAGGAAGAGCAAUUCACAUCAAUUCCCAGUCUUCUCCAAUUCUAUCAAUCUCAUCAGCGACCGAUUACGAUGACGAGUGGAGCGAUCAUUAAAACUCCCAUUGAUCCAACUGGAUGUCCAGUGGCUAAACACCCCGAAAGUCAAGAGAUUGAGGCCGCCUACGCUCGGGUACUCAAUCCAUCCGCUCAUGUCUCAGCAAAUGCUCAUCCCCGAACACUCACACAACAAGCGAUCUUGAAUCGCGUGAUGCGAAGUCGCCCUACUUCUGAGUACACAUUUUCCACCGCAAAAGAAAUCCCGACUCAUUUAAUGAAUCGACCAUUGCCUGUUCCAAUCGCUGUUCCAAGGAUUUCAAAUGAAGAUCAAGAUGAUUAUUGUGAUAUGGACUAUGAUGCGAUGGAGGAUGUACUUGAUGCUUCUGUAUCAACUCAAUUGGAAAGAAAUGGAAAAUCAUAUUCGACUUUCUCUUUACCAGGAUCGACAAUGAAUCGAGGCUUCUCAUCAUGUCAAAAUCUGACUGUAAAGUCUUUUCAAACUAAAAAUCCUCCACCACUUCCACCACGAUCGAAGUCUCCAAAUGAACGAGACUCAGCUCUUAUCUCUGAUAUUUCUGACUAUGAUGAACCAAAAGGAAAAGAAAGUUUGGAAAAGAAUAAUAAUGAGAAUGACUAUGAUCAAGUGCGAACGAAAAUGAGAAGAUCAGAGAAUUGUUCAAAGCCUGAUGACUAUGAUGAUAUCACUUCGAGAGAUUCCGGAAUUAACAUGCAAUUCGCCAAAUCUGAAUCAAUCCUUCAAAUGCUCGAUGGAUUGAAGAAAAAAUUAAAGCAAAUGAGCAUUGAUGAGGUGUGUAAAGAGAUUUGUCGACAAGAUGCUGCUCUUAUUGGAUUCAUUGACACAAAUGAAAAGAAUAAAAUGGAAAAUGGAUUGCGACAGAUUUUGUUGCCGAGUGGAUCGAAGAUGAGAAAUGAAUUGAAUGCAAGAAGUCGAUCAAUGCAACUAGUCGUCGUGCUAACGAUUCUUCAUGAAACAAAAUCCUCUUCAACUUUCCUUUCAUUUUGGUUUAAUAUAGCCAAUGAAAUCUUUUAUUCAUUCGGAAAUUUCUUUGCAUUUGUCAAUAUUAUGCAAGGAUUAAUGUCAAAAGUGCUCGUUGAACAACAAUGGUUAUGGUCAUCGAUGGAUUUACAGACAAGGACACGAUACGAGAGAUUGUUGAAGGCUUUUCGUCACCUACGUAGUUCGGGAGAACCUGGUGAAUCAGCAGCUCCGUGCAUCAUUCCUCUACUCCAUCCAGUGCUUGAACUCUUCACAGUAAACACCACUGCUUUCACGGAUGGAAGAUCGUUCUCAUCAGAAAUUGAUUCAUUGUGGAGAUGGCUUGAAAUGGCUCGUGCUUGGACAACAGUAGCUGAUGAGAUGAGAGAUCGAGCAAGGAAAAGAUUUGAAUUGUCAAAAAAGAACUUUGAUAUCACAAAAGGGCUUCUUUCUCAUUCAAUCCUCAUUCAAAUCUUCACCGAUUCAUCAAAUUGUGAUAGUGAAAAGAAAUACUAUCCAGCUUUAUCAACUAUUGAAUAUUUGUUGCAAAAUGUUAGAGUC
This is a messenger RNA of Mesorhabditis belari, 1836 nucleotides long. Lineage: Eukaryota; Metazoa; Nematoda; Chromadorea; Rhabditida; Rhabditidae. The record is from the annotation of a GenBank genome assembly.